Messenger RNA from Monopterus albus (swamp eel), 3203 nucleotides. RefSeq names its product zinc finger and BTB domain containing 26 (gene zbtb26). Gene Ontology annotation, biological process: regulation of transcription by RNA polymerase II. Lineage: Eukaryota; Metazoa; Chordata; Actinopteri; Synbranchiformes; Synbranchidae. The transcript has 2 exons. The coding region runs from base 267 to 1706 and encodes 479 amino acids. The record is from RefSeq and is a predicted model, not a curated record. Gene Ontology annotation, molecular function: protein binding; RNA polymerase II cis-regulatory region sequence-specific DNA binding; DNA-binding transcription factor activity, RNA polymerase II-specific.
UUGACCUGUGCCCAUAUAGCCUAUAUUCAAGGGUCAGAGGGAUACCUUGAAAAAUAUACAGAAGCUGUUUGUUUCCAAAAUGGGGGUUCGUUAAAAGACGGAACUCAUAAUUGGCUGUAAUUAUCUUUACGAGUUUACGUAUGUUUAUAUUUUAUGACAGAAAUUUUGGCUCAUCUAAAUUUAGGAUGAGAAUGGGCAGGACGAGGGUGAUUCCAGCUGCGGUGCCCUGGGCCUUUAAAUGGGCUCUGCAUCCUUAACAUGCCUUCAUGGUCGUUCCACACUCCAGCCCAGCAGGUGGCGGUAGUGCCCCUGAAGUUGGGUUGCAAACAGCCAAUAAACUAAGAGGAAGAAGAAUAAGAAUAGCGCAUCAUAUCCGCCUGCAGAAACGACUCAGGUGCACUGCUGCUGGCCCUUGGUUCACUAUGGCCCAGAACCAGGUGAUCCUGCAGUUCCGAUUCGCCACGUUUGGGGACUCCAUGCUGCAGAAGAUGAACUUGCUACGACACCAGAGGCGCUUCUGUGAUGUCACUGUGCGCAUCAAUCAGCUUGAGGUCCCUGGUCACAAGGUGGUGUUUGCCGCUGGCUCCUCUUUCUUGAGGGACCAGUUCAUCCUUCAACAGGACUCAAGGGAGGUUCAGAUCUCCAUGAUCCAGGAGGCAGAGGUGGGCCGGCAGUUACUUUUGUCUUGUUACACAGGCCAGCUGGAGUUUCCUGAGCUGGAGCUGGUGCACUACCUGACAGUUGCCAGCUUCCUCCAAAUGGGCCACAUUGUGGAGCAGUGCACUCAAGCCCUCAGCAAGUUCAUCAAACCACAGGCUGCACGCCAGCUGGAGGGUGUGGAUGUGAGGAGAGAAAAGAGGGACGAGGAUUUGUCCUCCCAGUCCCAGAGAGAGCAAGAUCACUCUCAGGUGCAUACUGCCCAUCAAAAGGAGGAGGAGGAGGUGGAGCAGGUUGAGGAUGGUGACGAUGACGACGACGAUGUGAUAAUGCAGCCCAAGUCCCCUCCCCAGAUUUUGAGCAGAUGCCAAAGGCAGGGUAUGGCAGAGAGUGACAUCACAAUAGUGAAGGUGGAGUCUGUGUCAAAUGUAGCAGAAAACUCCAUCAGCGGUCAUUUCCCCACCAGCCCACCUGCUGUGCUCCACUCCCCUGAGCCUCAACAUUCACUUAUCAACUCUACAGUGGACAGUCGUAGCAGUGAAAUAGCAGUUCCACCUGGCAUGGCCGGAUACCCGCUCAGCCCCCCUCCUCCAUCUCCUCCUGUAGAGAAACACAGCGGCCACCAGAGGAACUACGACAAACCUUUGCAGUGGUACCACCAGUGCCCCAAGUGUGCUCGAGUCUUCCGCCAGCUGGAGAACUAUGCCAACCAUCUCAAGAUGCAUAAGCUCUUCAUGUGUCUCCUGUGUGGCAAGACCUUCACACAGAAGGGAAACCUGCACCGCCACAUGCGCGUCCACGCGGGCAUCAAGCCCUUCCAGUGUAAAAUCUGUGGUAAAACUUUCACCCAAAAGUGUUCAUUGCUGGACCAUCUAAACCUGCACAGUGGGGACAAACCCCACCGCUGCAACUACUGUGACAUGGUGUUUGCUCAUAAGCCUGUUCUUCGAAAGCAUCUCAAGCAGAUCCAUGGCAAGAACAGCUUUGACAAUGCAAACGAAGGUACCCUGCACGACGGGGGGCUUGACUUCGAUUUUAGCCGAAUAUGAAAUCCGUGGACCUUUUUUUUUAGUAGAAUGGUUGCCAUCACCUUUUUAGCUUUUUUUUUUUUUUCCCUAAAACCGGUAUUUUUUAGGUAACUUGCAUUAUUUUGAACUGACUGUAAAGAUUCUCGAUAUAGGAACACACUGUCAAGAGACAUUCAAAACAACGCUACAAACAAAUACCAUUUCACACUGCUAUAAAACAGUUCAGCACGAUGUAAAUAUAAUUCCAGCUACUUUGCAUCAUUCUCCAUGUCUCCUCUGGUCUGGGUCAGGCCAUAAAAUUUCAUCCACAUUAUAUAAGAUGUUACCCCUUACCAGCAGUGUCAGAGAUGUGCUCUGGUCUGCCUUAUCCACCCUUGGAUGGUUUCCACAUCACCAUGGGCCUCUUCCAUUGCCACCAAAAGCUUUUUCCUUGUGUAAAGGUUUCUGUCAUACACUUUCUUAUGUCAUGCUGAGAAACAUAUGCAAUAUAUAGGCAAGAAAAGAUGUGUGACUGUGGGAUGGUUAUAGAACCAGAGCAGCCUGAUGGAAACUAACUUUACCCCAGUGAUAACAUUCUGGGGCUCCACAUAGAUGUGCUGUUAUAGAAACCCAAAGUGGCACAGCAGUGGAGGAUAGUUCUUCACCUCCAGCACCCUUCUGAUGUCUUCCACCUUCUGUUUGGUUUGGAUCCACUGUUCCAGAGCGCAGGCACAGCUGGGGCCCUGUUUUUAUAGGAUCCUGCUGUUCUGACUGGGAUGAUUUAAAUUUUGUGGUUUAGUGUUUACACAUGGGGAAAAAAAACUCUGCCCGUUGAGCUCAAACGCAGUCAAGUGUUUGCCAAAUGCGCAUAUACAGUAUAUAUAAUAGGUAAGGGUAUGGGUUUUGUGCAAAGUGUUUUAGCAAUCUGGGAAAACUGUAACUGCAACAUUACUGAAAUGUGGGGUAAGUUUAGCGGCUGAAGAAACAGACGGUUGGAGCUUGUUCGUUGUGUGAGAGGGUGCAUUUUCAAAGAUAGGAAAGUGAGUGAACUUGGCAGCUGGUUUCUAAUGUGUCAGCCUCAUUAUGUUGGGUUCAACUGGAGAACACAAACAUGAAACUUUUUUAUUUUUGGUCAACAUUUCACUGUAUCUUCAAAACUGUGGACAAUGUUCCUUUUUUCACUACAAUAGAUGCCUUCAUAUUGUACUUGAAAAUUCAGCACUGAACUCAAAAAAUAAUUAUAUCUUAGUUAUUGAUGAUUUUAUAUGUUUGUCAAAAACCAAACAUGUGCAUAUUGUGUAUACAGUCUACUGUAGCCUUUCUUACCUGUGUGAAUAUGACACAACAUGGACUUCAUAAGUGAAAGAAACUUGAAAGAAGGUGGGUAUGAACAUAUUAUUGAAGGCAGUGACAAUGGGAUGGUGUCUGUGAGCCGAAAUGUUUUUUUACACAGACUUUAUAUAACUGAGGUACUAUUGGACCAAAGUGACACUGUAUUUGUCCUGUGUUCAUGGAAGUCUAUAGGUGUUAUGAAUAAAA